This is a messenger RNA of Pipistrellus nathusii (Nathusius's pipistrelle), 2724 nucleotides long. The record is from the annotation of a GenBank genome assembly. NCBI's taxonomy places the organism in Eukaryota, Metazoa, Chordata, Mammalia, Chiroptera, Vespertilionidae.
AUGGAUCGGUACCUGCUCCUGGUCAUCUGGGGGCAAGGAAAAGCCCCCUCGGCGGCGGGCGGGGGGCCGGAGCGCCCGCCAGGGCCGUCGUUGUCCUCGGAGGGUGCCGAGAAGCAGCCGGACUUGACAGCAGCAAAUGUUUAUCACCUUCUGAAAAGAAGCAUUCGUGCUUCAAUUAAUCCAGAAGAUAGUACUUUUCCUGCCUGUUCAGUUGGCGGUAUACUUAACUCCAAGAAGUGGUUCUUUGCAGUACAAGCCAUAUGUGGAUUUUAUCAGUUUUGUAGUUCUGACUGGGAAGAGAUACAUUUUGGUACAGAAAAAGAUGAAAUUGAAGAUCUUCUACAAACAAAUAUCGAAGAAUGUCUGGGUGCUGUUGAGUGUUUUGAGGAAGAAGAUAAUAAUAGCAGGGAGUCCUUAUCCUUGGCUGAUCUAUAUGAAGAAUCUGCAGAAAACUUGCAUCAAUUAUCAGACAAACUUCCUGCUCCUGGUAGAGCAAUGAUCGAUAUAAUACUGUUGCCCUCUGACAAAGAUCCUCCUAAAUUAAAAGACUGUUUGCCUACUGUUGGAGCAUUAAAACAUUUAAAAGAAUGGUAUUCAGCAAAAAUUACCAUAGCAGGAAAUCAUUGUGAAAUAAAUUGUCAGAAAAUUGCAGAAUACCUUUCUGCUGAUGUGGUAUCUUUAGAGGAUCUUAGAGAUGCUGUUGACUCAAAGGAAUUAUGGAGGGGAAAGAUUCAGAUAUGGGAAAGAAAGUUUGGAUGUGAAAUUCAUUUUCCUGACUUCUGUUUAAAGGGUGUUGCACCUAAGAGUUUUAAUGCAUUUAACUUAAGUACCUGCUUUCUUGAUAAAAAGAUAAUUCCAUCGAAGGAUAAAACUUGUUUGCCAAAGGUUUUCCACUAUUAUGGCCUUGCUUUAGAAUUUGUGCAGAUGAUCAAAUUAUCAGACCUACCCUCCUGCUAUUUGUCGGACAUUGAAUUUGAGUUAGAACUGACAAAAAACAGUACCAAGAAGAACUCCAUGUUAUUGUUGGAGCAGAUUUCUUCUCUAUGUGGCAAUGUUGGUGCACUUUUUGUAUUGCCAUGUACUAUUAGUAACAUACUUAUUCCACCUCCCAGCCAACUCAGUUCAAGAAAAUGGAAGGAAUACAUAGCUAAAAAGCCUAAGACAAUCAGUGUUCCAGAUGUUGAAGUGAAAGGAGAGUGUUCUAGCUAUUAUCUCUUGUUACAAGGCAAUGGCAGUAGAAAAUGCAAAGCCACACUGAUUUACUCAGCCAACCAGAUCAAUGGCUCAUUUGCCCUCAGUUUCAUUCAUGGAAAGAUGAAGGCAAGGACAAGAGAAACCCAACUGAGCAUUCCUUUUGACUUCUCGUCGCUACCACAUUUUUCUGGAGAGCAGCUUAUAGAAAGAGAGAAGCAGUUAGCCAGAGUUCAAGCUCUGGCUUUGAAAGAAUGUUUGAAGAGGAGAAAGUUGGCAGAGCAGCCUGAAGUGGUUUCUGUUGAUGAACUAAAAAGUCUGUUAACACUCACGAGGGAACGCUUUUUAGAUCAUUUUGAUGCUAUUAUUCCUAAAACAAUUUUAAGAAAAACAGACAAAAUUAUUACCUCCAACCUGUUAAAUGAUACCAGUCCAUUGGAUUCUAUUUCUUCAGGUCUAGUGGAAACCAAUCCUCUGGAAUGGCCAGAAAGGCAUGCUCUUCAAAAUUUGGAAACAUUUGAAAAAGCUAAACAAAAAAUGAGAGCUGGUUCAUUUCCUCGUUCAUCUGAACAGUUGCUGGGCCAGAAGGAGGGUGCACGAGAUUCGACCACAUUAUUGGAUGCUAAAGAAUUGCUGAAAUUCUUUACCUCAGAUGGAUUACCAGUUGGAGAUCUUCAACCUUUACAGAUUCAAAAGGGGGAAAAGACUUUUGUUCUGACCCCAGAACUCAGUCCUCGGAAACUUCAAGUUUUACCUUUUGAAAAAGCCUCAGUGUGUCAUUAUCAUGGAAUUGAAUACUGCUUGGAUGACCAAAAAUCUUUAGAAAGAGAUGGGGGAUUUUCUGAACUUCAGUCUCGUCUUAUUCGUUAUGAAACUCAAACUACUUGCACCAGAGAGAGUUUCCCGGUACCCACGGUUCUGAGCCCUCUCCCAUCCCCUGCGGUUCUGUCCGAGCCUGGAAGUGUCCCUGACGGAGAAGCUUUACAGACUGAACUCCGGGCUGAAGCAUCCCGGCUGAAAAGGAGAUCGAGAGACCUGAACUGCCUGGAUCCCAAAAGAAGUAGGCUUGUGAAAUCUGAAAGUUCAGAUUCUCUUCUUUCUCAGAUGAGUGGCAAUACAAAUCAUCACCACCAUGCAGUGACAUCCAAAAAGCCACAGCUUGAGAGAGAAUUAUCUAUGACUUGUCAAUCUGUACCUGUUCAUAGAUAUAAAACUUCAAGAGUCACUACAAAAGCCAGUUCAGGUCAAAAAAGUGUGCAUGAGUCAAAAGCACUGAGACAAACUAAGGAGUCAAGAUCACAGAAACAUACACGGAUGUUGAAGGAAGUGGUUGCUGAAACCUUGAAGAAGCACAGUAUCACCGAGGCGCACGAGUGCUUCAUGGCCUGCAGUCAGCGUCUCUUUGAGAUCUCCAAGUUCUACCUUAAGGAUCUUAAAACUUCAAGGGGUCUAUAUGAAGAAAUGAAGAAAACCGCAAACAACAAUGCUAUACAGGUGAUUGAAUGGGUAUUAGAAAAGACAAGCAAAAAAUAA